UCCUUGUCAUUACUAAAGUUAGGUUUUCUUUUCUAUCAAGUGUCUUAUUGUGCGAGGUGGUGUUGAAGAGUUUUAAUUAUUUAAAGAACAAUAUGCAGUUGUGCUUAAGAGGAAGUUCCACUCAUUUCCUUGAGUGUCAAGGAUCUGAAACUAUCGGUGAAGUUAGGGAACGUAUUGCCUCUUUGGAAACCCUUAAAGCAUCUGAGAUCAGUUUAUAUGCUGCUGGAGCUCCAGUUUCAGAUGACAGACUCGUAUCAGAUUUUAUAGACGUAGACAUUGAACUUACUGUAGGCCUUCCUGGUGGUAAAGUUCACGGAUCUUUAGCUCGUGCAGGUAAAGUAAAAGGUCAGACUCCAAAAGUAGAAAAACAGGAAAAGAAAAAGAAGAAGACAGGAAGAGCUAAGAGACGUAUUCAAUACAACAGACGAUUUGUCAAUGUAGUAGCAUCUUUUGGACGUAGACGAGGACCAAACUCUAACUCCGCCCCAGGAUCCUAAGUCAUUAUUUUUCUUUUUAUCUCAACAAAUCCAAAUGUGAUGUUGAUCUAAAAGAUUAAAGCUAAUUUUUAUUUAUAA
Molecule: messenger RNA, 575 nt
Organism: Diorhabda carinulata
Lineage: Eukaryota; Metazoa; Arthropoda; Insecta; Coleoptera; Chrysomelidae
Gene: RpS30
Product: FAU ubiquitin-like and ribosomal protein S30
Exons: 4
Coding region: 93-497 (134 amino acids)
Biological process (GO): translation
Cellular component (GO): cytosolic small ribosomal subunit; ribosome
Molecular function (GO): structural constituent of ribosome; protein binding
Source: RefSeq, a predicted model, not a curated record